Molecule: messenger RNA, 522 nt
Organism: Telopea speciosissima
Lineage: Eukaryota; Viridiplantae; Streptophyta; Magnoliopsida; Proteales; Proteaceae
Product: VQ motif-containing protein 8, chloroplastic-like
Exons: 1
Coding region: 1-522 (173 amino acids)
Cellular component (GO): nucleus
Source: RefSeq, a predicted model, not a curated record
AUGUCUUCUUCAGGUGAAAGCACUAAGAGAGUAUCCCCUAGAAGGGAGCAAAUUAGGGGUCCAAGGCCUCGACCUCUGUAUGUAGGAGUAGGAACAGAUUCCUGUAAGAUCAAGAAGCCAGUAGCUGAUCAACGUCGUCCGCCGGGGCCGGUGGUGAUACACCUAAAGUCACCAGAGAUUAUUCAUACUAGACCACAGGAUUUUAUGGCUCUUGUUCAGAAUCUAACUGGGAAAAAAGUUUCAUCUGGAUCUAUUAGUGCUGCUGCUGAUCUGGUUGAUGACUCCAGCUGCAAACCUUGUGAAAUUUCGUCUCAGAACGAUGAGAUUGAGAUUUUCUCAAGAAGUUUUGAUUCAAUCAGGGACCCUCAGGACAAUAAGGUUGAGGUGAGUACCUCACUUUUUGCUCCUAAACUACCUCCUUCAUGGUCUGCUAGCCCUCCAUCAAUGUCUGCAAAUUUCUCUCUACCAGCUUCUCCAAUGAUCACCUACUCUGAAUGGCAUGAAUUCAGCCCAAUACUUUAG